Molecule: messenger RNA, 1470 nt
Organism: Puntigrus tetrazona (Sumatra barb)
Lineage: Eukaryota; Metazoa; Chordata; Actinopteri; Cypriniformes; Cyprinidae
Gene: cldn2
Product: claudin 2
Exons: 2
Coding region: 159-974 (271 amino acids)
Biological process (GO): bicellular tight junction assembly; cell adhesion
Cellular component (GO): bicellular tight junction; plasma membrane
Molecular function (GO): structural molecule activity
Source: RefSeq, a predicted model, not a curated record
CUAAUAUCUACAGAGCAACAGAGAUGGUAGGAGCACAAAUAGAAGGACUGUGGGAACACAAGAACUACUGGAAACAUCUCACCUAUUAACAUAUGUAGUUACUAUCAAGCGGAAGUAUUUCCUUUAUUUUUGGAGAACACUUUCAUCCAGUGGGCGACAUGGCAAUAGCAGCGCUGGAGAUGAUGGGUUUCUUUUUUGGCCUCUUUGGUAUGCUUGGGACCUUUGUAGCCACUCUUCUGCCAUAUUGGGCAACGUCCGCACACGUCGGUCCCAACAUCGUGACGGCUGUCAUCACCAUGAAAGGUCUGUGGAUGGAGUGUGUGUACCAGAGCACCGGUGCCUUCCAGUGUGAGACCUACAACACGCUUCUGGGGCUCUCCACUGAUCUCCAAGCAGCCAGAGCCAUGAUGGUCAUCUCCUCCAUCUUUUCCGUCAUGGCCUGCGCGAUAUCCACCGUCGGUAUGCAGUGCACCAUCUGCAUGGAUGGCUCUUCAGUCAAGAGCAAGGUGGCUGGGGUAGGUGGCUCUCUUUUCCUCCUGGCGGGGCUCUUGUCGUUGAUCCCUGUGUCUUGGAGGACCCAUGAGGUGGUGCAGACCUUCUACAUGCAGAACAUGCCAGCCAGCUUAAAGUUUGAGAUAGGUGACUGCCUGUACGUGGGUUUGGCGUCUUCGCUCUUGUCCAUGCUAGGUGGAGGGCUGCUGAGUGCAUCCUGUUGUGAUGAUUUGGACGGGAGCAGAGGAACCAGACGUCAUUACCCCUACCCUGACCGCACUGGGCAGCGUGGGCCGUCCCAUUUAAUGCCCUACCAUACAUCUACGCUACAUUCAAACACAAACCCCAAUCUUGCCAACAAGAACCAGACCAUUAACAGCCACACCAGCACUAGUUCCCAGUCCACUAGGGCAGCUCAAGAUUCCAGGAAAUUGGCUCGGCAGAACACAGCGGCCGGGUAUGACGUCACAGGCUACGUUUAAGGAUUUGUGUUAGUAGUUCUGUACUAUUUGUCCUAAAAGCACUCAAGCAAUUUAAUACUUUUGAAAGAUUCCUAUAAUAGGCGGGAGACUGGAUUAAGGCACAAAAAGAAUAGACACUCUGCAAAUGCAUUGAAUUAAAUACAAUGUGUGGUGCUUUUGGUUUCUCUUUUCAACAUACAUUGCUGUUCUUCUUCUGAAAGUUUAAAGUUUUUUAUUAAACAGCCAAGAUGGGUUUCAAUAUGGAUUGACAGAAUCAUAUGUAAAUAUGCAAAGCUAAUAUUUGACAUUGACUUUUCAGCUGCCUCAUAAAACUUUAAUUGCACGAAAAAUUGAAUUGUUUUUGUAUUUUGCAAUGUUAUUGUUUUUUAUUAGUGUUUUAUUGUUGUUGUUUUGAUUUGUUAAAUACAGUAAUCUUUAUUUUGUUAUUGAAAUUGUAUGCAGUCAGUUUGAGCACUACAUGAUCGGAUUCACUUUCUAAAUAAACAUGUGAAUUGUU